Messenger RNA from Trichoderma reesei QM6a, 1829 nucleotides. RefSeq lists its product as uncharacterized. The record is from RefSeq and is a predicted model, not a curated record. The transcript has 2 exons. Lineage: Eukaryota; Fungi; Ascomycota; Sordariomycetes; Hypocreales; Hypocreaceae. The coding region runs from base 1 to 1770 and encodes 589 amino acids.
AUGAGGCUUGUAAAUACGAGAACGCUCGAGCUCGAGAUCUUUGCCACGCCUGAGGAGGCGCGCUAUGCCAUCCUCUCACACACAUGGGGAGAGGGGGAAGUGACAUUUGCCGAUGUUCAACAACCACAGAGAGAGACCAGGGGAUGGGACAAGAUCCGUCGGAGCAGCCAGAUAGCUCUCAACUCAGGAUAUCCGUAUCUGUGGAUCGAUACGUGCUGCAUCGACAAGACCAGCAGUGCAGAGCUUUCUGAGGCCAUCAACUCCAUGUUUCAGUGGUACGAGAAGGCCGGGGUCUGCAUCGCCUUUCUGGAGGACUUUAUCACCACAGAUGAACCAUCAAACCCCGAUUUUGCCCAUUGUCGCUGGUUCAUCAGAGGUUGGACGCUUCAGGAACUGAUUGCCCCUUCAGAGCUCCUCUUCUACUCCAGAGACUGGAGGCUCAUCGGCACAAGAACCUCUCUCAAGACCAUCAUCGCCAAGGUUUCUGGCAUACCCGAAGAAAUGCUUGCCGCAAACACACACAGCCAACGAGAGCGACUCGAAGAGUGCUCAGUCGCGGAAAAGAUGAGCUGGGCGGCUAACCGCACUACUACGAGGCCAGAAGACCUGGCGUACUGCCUGUUGGGGUUAUUCGACAUCAAUAUGCCGCUGCUUUACGGAGAGGGUCAGAUGAAGGCCUUCAAGAGGCUACAGGAGGAGAUUAUUAGGUCCACAGAUGAUGAUUCCAUAUAUGCCUGGAGCUAUACCAAAGAGAAGUCCGCGAAGCAGCACUUCUGGGGCCUCUUAGCAGACGAACCCUCAGCCUUUGCACGACGACAUGGCGAUGCACUCGCUAUCAAACAAGCGCGGUACCUUACACGCCGCUCCAACCGCGAUGCUAUAGCAUCAACCCGGGGCAUCACCGUGGAACUGGCACUGACGCCCCUUCCCGAGGACAAGUCGGGCACCAUCUUCGUCGCCUUGCUAGACUGCGACAUGCAACAAGACGGGUCGUCGAACGCGCUGACUCCGGGGAUCAUCCUACAAAAGACUUCAUGGCACAAUGACGCCGAAUUUGUGCGCAUCUGCCCUGAUCACCUACUCCUACUUCUCAUGAACCGCAUCGUCGAAGCCGGGGACAAUAACAGGGGCGCAUUUGCUUCUCUCCUGAAGCAUGUCCGCCUUUCAGAAGCGAGGCCACAACAGGUUUUUGUCCCGCACAAGCUCUCUCCGCCACGAACCCCCCGGGGAAUCCUGUUCCAUCCUGAAGUUGCCUUUUCUCGUCUGCCGCUGGAUCUGGGAACCGGUGUGACAGUCAAUGUGCUUUCGCAGCCUUCAGACUGGCUGUUCUAUGACGAGAUGCGCAUCGAUAGAAACACGGCGCGGGCAUUGGCCUCAUAUGUACUCACCUUUGACAAAUCAUCGGACCCAAUAAGCGUCACAGAGCCUAAUAUACUGGGGUCAUUGGAGCUCGAGAUCGAUCUAUCCCAUGGAAUGAACCGCUGGCAUGUAUGCCUCGUAACGGGACUCGAGCCGCUUCCCGCCAAUCCUUUUGGCACGCCGUCGCUAUACACGGUGCCGUGGUACGCAUUCGUGGACAAGGAAGAAGUUUCGGCGGGAAGGCUGGGCGACGUGUUGAUCAAGGAGAACAGGAGGAAAAAGAAGUUGCUGUCGGGUCGGUUGUUGAAGGCGCACUUUGAGCUGGAGGCGCGGCACUCGAGGCUGUACUACAAGGUUGGCUUGAAAGUAGUCCCUUUCGGCGAGAACUCAGUUGAUGAAGACGGUGCUUGAUAUGUGUAAUAUUUGCUGCAGUUACACUAGGCUGAGCAAACCUAGGAUGUCGAAAUGGU